CAGAUCCAGGCUGAUUCUUUACAUUAUCAACUAAUCCAGAGGACAACGUGCUUGAAUUCUACAACCAGAUUCUCCUGUCUUUCCCUUCUAAUGUGACACACUCCUUGGGUUUGACUUGUUAUCAGACAAAAGGAGCUUCUGGCUUUCUGAAGAACAGAAGAUAGGAACCUCCCACCUUUACUACCUGCAUAUUAAAGAGGACAAAUUGUAAAGAAGAAGAGGCAUGGCUGAUGACCGGAAGGAUGAAGCAAAGGCCCCGCACUGGACCUCGAGUCAGAUAGCAGAGACUUCUUCCCACUCACAUUCCCCGGACAUUAAAGAGCCAAGUGGCACUGGUGACGGACUCGUCAGAAGCGCCAAUGGGUUUCCUUACAGGGAGGAGGAAGAUGGAGGAUACGGAGCACAUGGACAGCAGAGCUCGUAUUCCAGAAGCAAAGAGAAUGGGAUCAAUGGAGAGCUAGCGACAGGAGAGAAGGAAACUGCAGAAGAAGUAUCUGCAAGAAUAGUCCAAGUAGUGACAGCUGAAGCUGUGGCAGUCCUGAAAGGGGAACAGGAACAAGAAGCCCAGCACAAAGAUCAGCCUGCGCCGUUACCUUUAGCCGUUGAAGAGACAGCCAACCUGCCUCCUUCCCCACCUCCAUCGCCCGCUUCAGAGCAGACCGGAACAUUGGAAGAAGUCUCUGUGCCCGAUGACGAACUCUGCAAUUCGGAUGAGGAGUAUUAUGAGCACCUUUGGUUCAGCUCCGAACGUACACCCUCUGGUGCCACAGGCCAGAGUGCAGGAGCCUUGUUAGGCUGUGACGAAGAAGAAGAGGAAGAAGAGGAGACAGUUAAAGGUCCAGUGGAUGCUGAACCUAAGCAGCUUGUCCCCCUUGGUGAGGAAUGUGAGGAAAUGGGUGGGCCUCCUGAGCCUGUGCAACAGGCAGAGGCCCAGCAGGACACCACUCAUGAAGACCCCAUGGUGCGCAAUGGGGAGAACGUAGCCAUAGUCGAGGAGGAGCCCCUGAAGGCCCCAAUGCCUCCCUCAGUUGAGGAACUGAUUACCAAAGACUUUUCAAAAGAUCGAGAAACGGACAAAGGCCGAACAAAAAAACUUGAAGAAGAUUUUGCAGUGAUGGCUAGUCUAAAACCAGUUACAGAGAAAACGGGCACCAAGAAUGUUCCUCUUUGGGAAGAAGAAAAAGAUAUGACAGAGGAUGAAAGUGAUGAAGAAGGGUACUCUGCCCCACACAGAGAGACAUUCAAAGCCUUAGAUGAUCAAAUUUAUGCAACACAUGACCAGCCAACAACAGUUUUGGAUAAAGAGACCAUAGGAACAGAAAGCGACCUUCUCAAAAGAGAUACGAUUGCUCAUUCAGCAACAUUUGAUAUUAAAAAAGUGGAAAAACAUGAGACUGCCAGAGACAGGUUCAACCAAGGAUUAUUUCCUGAGAAAGGUACAGAGACUUUAGAUACUGUUGUACCAUCUGCAACAAUGGAGAAAAUCCCUGUUGAAUCAAUCAAAGAACCUCUGCAAGGAAAAGAUUCUGGACAGGAUGGGAGGGGGGAAACAUUUUCUGUUUCAGAUCCAGCAACUCACACAAUGCAGACAGAAGAAGAUAAAUCGGGAAUGUCAACAUAUUUUGAGACGUCAACCCUUAAAGAUGAAGCUAUUAAGGGUGACAUGCUGGAACAGGGCAGCGAUUACUAUGAACUGAGUGAUACUAAAGAACAGGUCUAUGACCCUUACCAUAAGGACUUCUUAGUAUCUAAAAAAGACCCAGAGGAAUUUCAGCUAGAGCCAGCACAACACCCUAGUGGCCCUGCUCAUGAAGUAGGGUAUAGUACUCUUGCUCAAGGGUUACCGGAAGAGAAAUCUGAGGGACCUAGUUCUCCUACAGAACGACUGUACACUAUUGACCCAAACGUGUAUGGGGAUAAGAGAGAACUCCAUAGUAAAAAUAAAGAUGACUUGACUCUAAGCAGGAGCUUGGGACUUGGUGGCAGAUCCGCCAUAGAGCAGAGAAGUAUGUCAAUUAACUUGCCGAUGUCCUGCUUGGACUCGAUAGCACUGGGAUUUAACUUUGGACGCACACAUGACCUGUCACCACUAGGUUCAGAUAUCCUAGAUAAUGGCAGUGGGGAUGAAGGCGAUGACUAUUUGCCAGCCACUACCCCAGCUACAGAAAAAGCUCCCUCCUUCCCGACAGAGAGUAGGGAGGACGAUGAGAAAAUUGAGGAGUCAAAAGUAACAGGAGGAGGAGAUAUUCAGGUCGAACCCUUGUGUGAGUCACCCUUCUUGGCUAAAGAUUAUUACAAAAAUGGGUCAGUAAUGGCUCCUGACCUGCCCGAAAUGUUAGACUUAGCCGGCACAAGGUCGAGACUAGCAUCUCUGAGUACAGAUGCUGAAGUAGCACAAAGAAAGUCUGUUUCUUCAGAGGCCCUUGUAGAGGACAGUGGUGCAGCCCAGCACCUUAUGGCUGAUGAGAACCACAUGACUCUAAGAGCAGAUAGUCAGCUAGAAGAUUUAGGUUACUGUGUUUUCAAUAAGUAUACUGUGCCAAUGCCAUCUCCUGUCCAAGACAGUGAGAAUUUAUCAGGAGAAACCUGCCCCUUUGAUGAGAAAAUCAGAAGGGGCGUAGUUGCGGACCUGUCUUUGAUAGAAGUGAAGUUGGCAGCGGCCGAGAGAGCCAAAGAAGAACAAGAUAUCUCUGGUGACUUAGCGAUUUUGGGCAAGGAGUUUGAGCAGGAGAGAAAAGCAAUAGAUAAACUUGAUACUGUGCUAGAAAAAAGUGAGGAUUCUAAAGAAGUCUGUUCUUCUGAGGACAUUGACCAUGAAACAAGAAAACUUGCUUCAGCUUUAGAAAGUGCAGAUAAAAGUGUAGUUGGAGUAGAAGAGAAAGUUUCUUUGUUGACUGUGGGUGACGAAAAAGACAUUCAAGUUGCUGCAGAGACAGCAGAGACAGAACUCUCCUACAAACCAAACUAUGAUGCUAUAAAGCACGAGAUGGAUUCUGCUGCUCGUAAAGUUGAGCAGGAAUACCAAAGUAAAUUAGGAGUUCAUGUCAGUGAGUCUGUUUCUGAUCAGAGCAAAGAGAAUCAAGAACAGAACCUCACCACAGUGCCCCAAGAACCGACAGCCUGUGUAAAAGCUGAGCCUAGUCAUACAAAGGAUGCCAUCAAGCUAACGGAAAGCGAAAUUAAGGAAAAAGGACCGAAACCUGACCUGGUGCAUCAGGAAGCAGUAGAUAAAGAAGAAUCGUAUGAAUCAAGUGGAGACAAUGAUCAAACCCAAGAGAACUUGCCUGGAGAAACUUCAAAACCAUUUGAAGGUAAAAUAGAACAAGAGAGCCCAUCUCUAGCAGAAGAGGAAAUGGCGUCACAGUUAGUAGCAGAACAGCCACCUCCAGAAACAGAUGUAUCUAAAACUAUGCAAGCAGAAACUCCUGAAAUUCAAAUGGAGAGUAUACUACAGCCUAAAGAAGAUGUAAAAACUCUGGAACCUCCUGUGAAAACUGAAGAGUCUCUGCCAUGUGAUUUAACAUACGGGAAAAAGGAAGAAGUUCAGCAAGAGGAAGUGAGCAAGCAAGAGGAAGAAGAGAGGCAGCAAAGAGGCAAAGAAAGGGACUUGGAGAAACCAAGUGCAGAAGAGGAGAUAUGUAAAGCUGCCCCUGAGGAACCAUCUGAACUGAAAGGAGUAAUAGAGUCUGUUGUUACAAUUGAGGACGACUUCAUUACAGUAGUACAGACAACAGUAGAUGAGGGAGAAACUGGCUCCCAUAGCGUGCGCUUUGCUGAAUCACAACAACCCGAAACGAGAGAAGAAGAGUUUGAGCCUGAAGAGGAGGCAGAGAUAGAGAUGGUAGCUGAUGUUGAAACAGAGACAAAAGAGAGCUCUCUGGAUGUUCCUGCUUCACCCGAGAGGGAAGAAAUCCCAUUAACUGAUUACAAGACAGAGACUUACGAUGAUUAUAAAGAUGAAACAACCAUUGAUGACUCCAUUCUGGACACGGACAGCAUAUGGGUGGAUACUCAAGAUGAUGAUAGGAGCAUCAUGACGGAACAGCUAGAGGCUGUUCCUAAAGAGGAGAAGGCAGAGAGAGAAUUGCGGAGACCAUCCCUUGAUAAGCAUAAAAAAGAAAAACCUUUAAAAACGGGGAAAGGCAGGAUUUCUACUCCUGAAAGGAAAAUAGCUAAAAAGGAACCUAGCACCAUCUCCAGAGAUGAAGUGAGAAGGAAAAAAGCUGUGUAUAAGAAAGCCGAACUUGCUAAAAAAGCUGACGUUCAGGCUCACUCUCCCUCCAGGAAAAUCAUUUUAAAACCUGCUGUCAAACAUACUAGACCAACUCAUCACUCCUCUGUUAAGCGGAAGCAGACAGCUGCUGGAGGCGAAACAAAUCAAACUCCUGGGGUGUUUAAGCAAGCAAAAGAAAAACUUUCAGAUGGAGUAACCAAGAGUCCAGAAAAGCGUUCCUCUUUACCGAGGCCCUCUUCUAUUCUACCUACCCGGAGAGGCAUCUCAGGGGAUAGAGAACGAGAUGAGAAUUCUUUCUCUUUGAACAGCACCAUCUCCUCACAAGUACGACGGACUACAAGAUCAGAGCCUAUUCGCAGCCGAACAGGGAAAAGCGGCACGUCAACCCCAACUACUCCCGGAUCCACCGCCAUCACUCCUGGUACCCCACCUAGCUAUUCAUCCCGUACUCCGGGCACUCCUGGGACCCCCAGCUACUCCAGAACCCCUCACACACCGGGUACGCCCAAAUCUGCUAUUCUGGUGCCCACUGAGAAGAAAGUUGCUAUCAUACGCACACCUCCGAAAUCACCAGCCACCCCCAAGCAACUGCGGCUCAUAAACCAGCCCCUGCCCGAUCUCAAGAACGUCAGAUCCAAAAUUGGGUCAACGGAGAACAUCAAAUAUCAGCCUAAAGGGGGACAGGUACAAAUUGUAACCAAGAAGAUCGACUUGAGUCAUGUGACUUCGAAGUGUGGUUCGCUGAAGAAUAUUCGUCAUAGGCCAGGUGGGGGUCGUGUGAAAAUUGAGAGCGUGAAACUGGAUUUUAAAGAGAAGGCGCAUGCAAAGGUUGGCUCUCUUGAAAAUGCUCAUCAUGUACCUGGAGGAGGAAACAUCAAGAUCGACAGCCAGAAGCUCAACUUCCGAGAGCAUGCCAAGGCCCGUGUGGACCAUGGAGCUGAGAUCAUCAUGCAGUCGCCCGGCCGAUCCAGCGUGGCUUCCCCGCGGAGGCUCAGCAACGUCUCCUCCUCUGGCAGCAUCAACCUGCUUGAAUCUCCUCAGCUUGCUACCCUCGCUGAAGACGUCACUGCUGCCCUCGCUAAACAGGGCUUAUGAAUUUGCUUCGUUUAGCAGUGUUUGAAGUAAUAAUAUUUAGGCAUGAGCUCUUGCCAGGAACGGGCUCUGAGCAGGUGUUCACAUUCAUCCCUUUACCAUGUCUAAAAUUAAGUCACCUCCCAAGACUGUAGUAACCAUAAAAUAAAACCGGGAAAAAAGAUAACACAUAGAUGCAGAAUUUGGCCUG
Molecule: messenger RNA, 5516 nt
Organism: Eublepharis macularius
Lineage: Eukaryota; Metazoa; Chordata; Lepidosauria; Squamata; Eublepharidae
Gene: MAP2
Product: microtubule associated protein 2
Exons: 18
Coding region: 224-5329 (1701 amino acids)
Biological process (GO): neuron projection development; microtubule cytoskeleton organization
Cellular component (GO): neuron projection
Molecular function (GO): microtubule binding
Source: RefSeq, a predicted model, not a curated record